Molecule: messenger RNA, 5746 nt
Organism: Hemibagrus wyckioides
Lineage: Eukaryota; Metazoa; Chordata; Actinopteri; Siluriformes; Bagridae
Gene: lmln
Product: leishmanolysin-like (metallopeptidase M8 family)
Exons: 17
Coding region: 357-2318 (653 amino acids)
Biological process (GO): proteolysis; cell adhesion
Cellular component (GO): membrane; cytoplasm
Molecular function (GO): metalloendopeptidase activity
Source: RefSeq, a predicted model, not a curated record
CCUUUCAGGGAUCUAGUAACGUCCAUGCCUCGAACAUAAGGCAGGUGGUCAUAAUGUUAUGGCUGAUCGGUGUGGAUGGAAUGGAUACAGGACUUUUAUUUUGAAUACAGAGCUGCCAUGUUUCGUUUUUUAAAUGGCUUUAGCUGUUUCUAGCUUAGCAGUAGCGUUAUGUGGGCUGUCAAAGCCGGUAUUUAGAUAAUAGUCAAUGAAUGGAUGAUCCAGUUGUAACAGAGCGCAUGUAUUCGGGCUUUCCGAUUUAUCGUGUGAGGUAUGAAAGUUAAAAGUGCAGCUUCACACCGGGCAGAAGAGGAAAAUCAGGACGAGACGGGGGCAGUAAUUACGGCUGCAGUAAGGCGAUGGCUGCUGGAUGCUGGAGGCUGUGUGUGUCGCUUUGGUCUUUCUGUUUUCUGCUCAUCUACACACACUGUCACACAUGUAGUCACAAAGUGCCCUUGUCCUCAGAGGUGAUACAUGGCGUCUACCUGAGGUCUCCGAGGCUGACAAAAAGAAGCUCGGAAAAGGAGUUAAAGAUCGAGAUAGUUUAUGACUCCAGCUUGGAUGUGUUAGAUAAGGACAAGAGCAGUCUUGUGAAGGAGAAACUUUUCCCACAAGCCAUUGAUUAUCUCCAGAAGGCUUUCAGGGUGCGUAGGGAGGCAGGUCCUGUGUUACUAAGCAGACAAUGUGCAACAAAUCAAUAUCUGCGGAAAAAAGACGAACCUCACCGAUAUUGCCAAGAAGCUUGUGCAAAUAUCACAAAAUGUGGACCAGUUAUUGUGCCUGAGCAACAUUUACAGCAAUGCAGAGUGUGCAGUGAGACCGGGAAGUCAUGUGGCCCAAAUGGACCCCCAGAUGGUGAGGGUGUUAAAGGGGCAGAUUUUGUGUUGUAUGUGAGUGGGGUGACCACAGAGCGUUGUGGCCAAGAAAACAUUGUGGCCUAUGCAGCAUACUGCCAGUUGGAGGCAGAACUAGACAGGCCCAUUGCUGGAUAUGCCAAUUUGUGUCCAAAUAUGAUCUCAACCCAGCCUCAGGAGUUCGAGGGCAUGCUCUCCACGGUCAAGCACGAGAUUAUACAUGCCUUGGGUUUUUCAGCUGGGCUCUUUGCCUUUUACCAUGAUGAUGAUGGGAAGCCUCUGACUCCACGCUUUGCAAGCGGCUUACCAGCAUUUAAUGAAAGUUUGGGUCUAUAUCAGUGGAGUGAUAAAGUCAUAAAGAGAGCGACACGAACGUGGGACAUCCGCGGAGGUCAAAUGAUCCAACAUGAGGUCCACCUGAUGGUCACCCCACGAGUUGUGGAAGAAGCUCGGAGACAUUUCCACUGCUCUAGUCUCGAGGGUAUGGAGCUGGAAAACCAAGGGGGCAUGGGCACAGAGCUAAACCACUGGGAAAAGCGCUUACUAGAGAAUGAAGCGAUGACUGGAUCUCAUACACAGAACAGAGUUUUUUCCAGGAUAACGCUGGCUAUAAUGGAAGAUACAGGGUGGUACAGAGCCAAUUACAGCAUGGCAGAAAACUUGGAAUGGGGCAAAGGUUUGGGUUGUGACUUUGUGACGAAAAGCUGCAAAUACUGGAUCGACCAGCAACGCAAGAUGAGUCCAACACCGACCCCAUACUGUGACUCGGUGCGAGGCUCGCCUCUACAGCUCUCCUGCAGGCAGGACCAGCUGGCAGUGGCUGUGUGCAACCUGCAGAAGUAUCCUCGGCCUCUGCCUCAAGAAUAUCGGUAUUUUGACAGUAUACCCGGAGUGGCUGAAGAGGAUUUGUCCUUUUAUGGAGGAUCAGUGGAGAUUGCAGAUUUUUGCCCCUUCAGUCAGGAGUUCAGCUGGCAUCUGAGUGGAGAAUACCAACGCAGCUCUUUCUGCAGAAUUCAGGAAAACCAGCCAGACUCAUCCAGGAAUUUUGCGGCUGAAGAAUAUGGUCCUGACUCUGUUUGUCUGUACCAAAAGUCAGCUUUUGUCAUGGAUCAGUGCGAUAGACACAUGACCUACCCAGACUGGGGAAGUGGCUGCUAUAAGAUAUCAUGCUCAGCAGAGGGCUUAAAGGUAUGGGUGCAGGAUCAGAGCUUCCUAUGUGUCCAUGCUGGCCAGGUGCUUGACGUGAAUGUGUGGAUGAAUGAGUGGGUGUACACUGGGCAGCUUAUCUGCCCUUCCUGCUCAAACUUCUGCAACAAGUGCCCUCACAAGCCCCCACCAUUCAACACUACUCGCACUGUUCGCAUAGACCCUUGCUCCAGCUCUUCUGGCACGGUGGUGACAUUGUGGCGGCUCCUGCUCAACCUCCUUCCUUUGCUGGCAGGCUUCAUGCUGUGUGUAAGGAAUUGAAAUUGGUCAGUGUAAUGGGAAUGCAGGAAGCCCUGGGCAUCCUACUGCUGCAGGCUUCCUGCUGAGAUUCUUUUAUUAGCAGGGAAGGCAGUGCUCAGAGUUACUGUAUUGGUGUACACUGUCAUCUUUCCUGUGAAUAAGAAGGCCAUAGUCGAAAGUUGGUUGGAAAAAGCCAUUGACUGCACUUUGCUCCGUCUUGAUAUCAAGUGCCAGUCAGAGGUAUUUGAGACCAGAAGCCAUAGUCGAACAAGCAGGCGUGCAGCAGGUGACCUUAAAAAAAUGCUGGUGCUAAUCUGUGUCGUCUUCUACAUAUCUUUGGUGGACAGUGAAGUCAAUGAAGGUGAUUUUAUUUUUAAUUUGUUUUAAAAUGCCAGUGCUUACUGGAUGUGGAUCAGUGAAUGUGAAUGUGUGUGGUGUGUCUAUAUAAAGUGGCUCAGACAAAUCUAGGAGAAACCUCCUAAAGGUAAAAGGUCCAAACUCUCUUCAUUUUAAUGGUAACAUUUGUAUUGGCAUGUACUGUAAGAAAAGGGAAAAAAAAGCUACAAGUAGCUCAUAAUUUCACUUUUUAUAGAUAUUUACUAUGAAGGUUUUUGUAUUUAUUUGAGUAAACAGCGUCCUAAAUUGUGUCCUAGGCUUUUUAAUUGUACAUUUUUAUUAAGCAAAGACUGUCAAACUGGUUAUUAUAACAACCAAUGCACUAAUUUAAAACACAUAAUAGGGGUGCACCAGGCCAGUUUUACAGUGUCAUCAUGUUGGUCAUGUUCGUUCUUCUCCUCAGUUAGUAAAUAUGACUUUUGGAAUAAGGCUUUUUUUUGUUUUUUCUUAAUACUUUAUCAUGAAUGUUUGUGAUUAUUGUCACUUUCAUUCCAAAAAUUGCAUUGUCAUUGUCGACAUUCUCUCGAAACAAAGAUCAGUUCAGUUACUUAUUUAUUCAAUUGUUAUUAUUAUUAUUAAUAUUAAAUUUCAUGUAGAAUACAAUAGAAUGCUUUUUAAUAUUUGUUAGCCAGACCAGGUUAGUCAUGUUGAAAGGACCAGCACAACAUGCAGUAAGUUUUUAGCUUGUUUUGUAAUCUGCAGUGGCAGUCUCUGGAAGUUCUUUAAUGAAGAUCUUUUAACAUUUUAAGUUUUGUUUUUAGCUUAUAACACUACAGUAUGCUUAUCACUUGAGUGACUGCCAGAUAUCUGAUUAUUGGGUAAAGACAAAACACUGUGCAAAAGCAUUUAAUAAUCUAGAAAUGUUUUGUUUCACUGAGAAUCUGCAUUUCCUUUCUAUUUUAAUACUACAAAAGCAUUUAUAGUUCAGCGUGCACAUAUAACAUUCAGGGGUAAACAGCAUGAUAGUGCUGACGAAGAGAAUAAAAAGCAUUGUUGGUGUUUAUUUUGCAAUACUUAUGCAUUUCAAAACUUAGAUUUCAGUCAUUUAUAUUAAGGUCUGUUGUAUAAUAUAUGUAUUUAUUUGACUUAACUUAGAGUGAUUUUCUUAGCUUAGGUAAUAAAACAUUUCAGUUAAUUAAAAGUUUUUUCCACUAACAGAAUAUCAAAUGUGGCAGCUUGCAGUAAUCAAACAAUGUUACCAACAUAUUGUUAUUGCACAGUGUACACCGAUCAGGCAUAACAUUAUGAGCACCUACAGGUGAAGUGAAUGACUGAUUAUCUCCUCAUCAUGGCACCUGUUAGUGGGUGGGAUAUAUUAGGCAGCGAGUGAACAUUUUGUCCUCAAAGUUGAUGUGUUAGAAGCAGGAAAAAUGAGCAAGUGUAAGGAUUUGAGCGAGUUUGACAAGGUCCAAAUUAUGAUGGCUUAGAUGACUGGAUCAGAGCAUCUCCAAAACUGCAGCUCUUGUGGGGUGUUCCCGGUCUGCAGUGGUCAGUAUCUAUCAAAAGUGGUCCAAGGAAGGAACAGUGGUGAACCGGUGACAGGGUCAUGGGCGGCCAAGGAUUAUUGAGCGAAGGCUGGCCCGUGUGAUCCGAUCCAACAGACGAGCUACUGUUGCUCAAAUUGCUGAAGUUAAUGCUGGUUCUCAUAGAAAGGUGUGAGAAUACACAGUGCAUGAUGGAUAAGGGCUGUUUUGGCAGCAAAAGGGGGACCAACACAAAAUUAGGCAGGUGGUCAUAAUGUUAUGCCUGGUCAGUGACCUGUGCUAGGACUCUGCAUAAUGUGUGUUCAAGCAUCAAUAACCUGUUUUGCUAACUUUUUUUUAAAUUCAUGCCUGUGCCGAGGGUUCAUUUGAAUACAAACAGUUUUUUAAUUGCUCUAUGAAUAACUACAAAAUAAAUCUAGCUCCGGUUCAAUGGAAUAGAACUGCUUUUUAUGUAAAUGCAAUGUAGUUGUUUUUUAACUGUGUGGUUUAUACACUAAUCUGUAACUGAACAAGCCUUACAGUCCCCAAAGUCUAUUCCUACUGAAGCCAGAAAUGAGUAUAAUGCAUCAAAAUUCCUCUUCUCUCUCUCUCUCUCGCUCUCUAAUUUAUUUCCACUACUUGAAGGUGGAGUGGAAUUGGGGUCUGUGUCACUCUGUGUCUAUGCUUCAUUUCACUGUUGGACUGAAAAGCUGUUUUUCAUUGCAGGUUUAAAGAGCAUUACAAUUGUAAACAUGACAAGAUAUCACAGAUACUGAGGUGGCUAUGACAUAAACUGAUAUGUUGUACCUGAUUAACUCGUAUUUGCAUAAAUUGUUAACAGUAGGUAUUAGACUUCAGGUUACUUUGUUUACAUUAAAUAAUGGCUUAUCUGUAAGCAAAGAAAAAACAUUUUAGGGUUGGUUUGUUUUUUUUUGUUUUUUUUGUUGCCAAGAUUCAGUUGGUCCUCAUGUGACACUCAUUUACUCUACCACACCUUUUAUUUAUGUUUAGAUUCAUAGUUCACAUUAAUAAUAAUUAAUAUAUUAUUUCUUUUCCGUAAUAUCCAUACUCUACUGGAUUUAGUUGAUUUUAGAUUAUUUUUCCCUUUUGUAUCUUAUUAAUCCAGAGGACAUUUAUGCUUAUUAUUAUUAUUAUUUAAUUUCAAGUCUGUUUUAGUUACAGAUACAAUUGAAGUCCUUUCACUAGACACAGAUAACACAUGGCUUGUACUAAAUCUUGUCAUACUAAAUGUGGACAAGUCUUCUGGCCUGUGGCCUAAUCAUUGUCGGAUAUACACACCCCCUACCUCAUAAUCAGUUAUUUUUAUGUGUGACAUUGCAGUGGAGAUUUUUUUUUAAGUAAUAAUUCAAGUGCAGAUAGAUAAAUGGGUGUUUUAUAGGGUGACACAUUUGUGACAGACCAAAGACAAUUCUAUGCAUAAUGCUUGAUGAUUCUCAUACAAAGAGUCGUUCUUGGCUAUCCUGUUGUCUUUUUUUUUUUUUUUUUUUUUCCAUGUAUUAGAAAUUGCAUUUGCAUUUCUUCUCCACAAUUGUAUUACACACUGCAUACUGUAGAACAAAUGACACUGUU